Messenger RNA from Oryzias melastigma (Indian medaka), 2562 nucleotides. It is a transcript of the gene slx4ip, whose product is annotated as SLX4 interacting protein. The coding region runs from base 529 to 1551 and encodes 340 amino acids. The transcript is spliced from 8 exons. The record is from RefSeq and is a predicted model, not a curated record. Lineage: Eukaryota; Metazoa; Chordata; Actinopteri; Beloniformes; Adrianichthyidae.
UUUCAAUGUACAAUUUCAUUUCUUCACAUAUGUUUAAAUUAAUAUUUCAUUUUUGUAUAGUUUAUUUAUUUAUCUAAAGUUGUAUAUGGUCUGGUAUCGGAUUGUGUAAUGUAGUAUAAUGGCUUCCCUAAACCUUUUGCAGAAUUUUGUAAAAAAAAAAAAAAAAAAAAAAAAAACUAAACAAAGUUCUGUUAUCCGUUUAGGUUAACAUGUGGUAUUUCUGUCCAGGUGAAAACUAGAAGUGAUGGCUUUUAGAAAGAUUGUCAUUAAGAGAUGACCUAACGGACGGUGCAGACGGGACUCCUGUGUGACACUCACGGACACAGGGGGUCGGUCGUUUUGUGUGGGAACUUUGCUGUGCUGGUGGAUCUCCAUGUUUUGCCCUUGGGCAGCCAGAAAGACGCCAGCUGGUUCACUGCGGGCCACGUUGAGGAAGUCACAACCUUGGUCCAAGAGGCUUUGGACCAGAGGAUCAGACAGUACACUGAAUUCCUGCACAGCAAAAAAGGAUGCAAGCAGAGAAGGGAGAUGAUUCCCCCGUCAGGGUUUUCUGUGAGAGGGGAAAACUUCAACCUCGUGGCCAACUUCCUGAAGCGGCACUCCAAUCUCAGAUGUGUUGUCAAGCAGGAUCUGCGUUUGUUUCCUGAGCGAUACGUAGUGUGUGUGAGUGCUCCGGAAGAUGCCUUGCUGCACCAUAGAAACCCGAGCCUGGUGGCGAAUGAGGUGGGGGAACAAAGCAGAUCAGAAUAUUUCUCCAGAGUAAAAGAAACACAAGAGCUUUUAAGCAGCUCAACAAACACCAAGAAGUCUGUCCUUCAAAAGAUAGUCAAACAAAUUAGAGUCCAGCAACAGUCCUCAACUGGGCAAACUCUCCAGACAGAACCUCCAAAAAAGCAAGGGCUGGAUCAUGGAGCAGAAAUACGUCCCAGUUCUACUGAGAUGGCCCUCCCAGAAGCAAACCACAGAGUACUUUAUGAUGAAUCUGAGGCUCUGAUAUGGACCGUUCAUGAGCAGAAACCAGAGGCUGACAAUAGUCAGACUGAAGGCAUUAAUGUAAACGAGGCCUCGUCAGGUUCUUGCCAACACGAAUCCAGUCACAAGAACAGUAAGAGGUGCAAGCCAAGUGAUUCAGGGGAAGACCACCCCUCACAGCAGGCCAAGAGAACAUGCCUCGAAAGAUCACGAGCCACAACUCAACCCCACUCCACUAAGUGCUCCUCACAAGCAUCCAGGCUGGAGGAGCGUACUCCUCUGCCGCCUGCUCCUCCAGUUCAAGCCAAGGCAGAGUCCACGGCUUUCCUCGAAUCGGAGAGCAAAAAAACCACAGUGGAAGUGGAGCUGCUUACUCCAGAGAAACAGACCCAGAUCUCCCCCCCCUCUAGCAAAAACACAGCGCAGAGAAACCAAAACAUGCUUGCCACAAGUCUGAGGGGCCUAUCUGUCAAGCCUACAUCCACGGACGCCUCUAUUGGUUCCAGAUCCAUGCUUAGAGAGAAGGGAAGUGAAAAUGUGCCCAGAGCCUCCAGAUUACGGCGACAGAGGAGGUUCUGAAGGGGAGAGGAACUGGGGUAAAGAACCCUGACGCCACACAGAUAGAGAUGAUACUCUGUCAGGCUGCGUGUCUGCGGUGCACGUGACCUCCUCAGAUGACUCAAGAUAUGCUCCAUGCUCUGGUCAUACCUUUCACACACACACACACCCACACACCCCCACACACACAUAUCAGACAGUGAAUACUUUGUCGAUUGAUACAUGACCAUUUGGGUUACACUUUGUCAGAUACUUGAAACAGACUUUGCCUCCACCCUUAAAUAGCAGUGGUCAAGAGAGGCUCGCAAAUGAAAGUCAAAAACCUUUAAUUGGAGUUUAGAUUUGGUUUUCUGCUGAAGAAUGGGAAUUUCAGACAGGCAGGAGCCGUGCAGUACGUCAUGGCUUGCAGUCUGAAACACUGGCUCCUCUGCGUCUGAAUGUUGUCCAGCAUCCGUGCUGGAGCUCUGAUUUGAUUGAUAGGAAAUUCCAGAUUUCUGUCAUUACUCUUUUCUUAUGAAUAUGGAUAUUUUUUCCCCCUUAGGUUUUAUUCUAAAACUGUUUGCUUAUGCAGCAUCUCGUCUAAAUCUAAUAUGUGCGAUGGGCUGGACAUAUGGGUGGUAUUCAGAAACGACAGGGCAGCUUAAGUAUCACCAGUAAAAAUAUGGCUGCUGUUGACAACCCUUCAGUCUGUUGGCUUGUUUAAAGACGUAUUGCUGUUAGAUCUUUUUUUUUUCUCCUUUUAAGGUUUGCUUUUUUAAAAUUAUAACUGAAAUAAAUGCAUUUUUUGCCAAAAGGUAAAGAAAAGUUGCUAAACUGCUGCAAAGCUGUGAAUGUUUGCCAACCAGUUUGGCUGAAAUACCACAAGAUCUCUUGGAGUUUUCCUCACUCAGAGCCCGGACAGGCUGAUGUUUAUGGCAGUUUGGAGCUGUAAGAGGAGAUGAGCCAUACCAGAAACAAUCUGCUGGAGUGUUUUUUCACUGUUCCUAACAUUUUUUUUUAAAGUUUUUUAUUAAAAGCUGUUUCCCUGCUUUA